Messenger RNA from Porites evermanni, 973 nucleotides. The record is from the annotation of a GenBank genome assembly. NCBI's taxonomy places the organism in Eukaryota, Metazoa, Cnidaria, Anthozoa, Scleractinia, Poritidae.
AUGGUAUUUUUUGGCAUGGAAUCCCCAAACAGUACUCCUAACUCAAACCAACUGGAACCUGGUGCCACAUCACAGACACAGUUGUUUGACGCAGUAGAGAAACUUGUGGAGAAGUGUGUCCUUCUUGAAGCGCAACCUGCAGCAGUACUUUUACUGAUAUACAACAAUCAGAACAUCCCCAAAUUUUUAAGUGUAGGUACCCAGAUUGUAACAGAGAAUAUCAACACGAGAAGCGGAGAAGCGGAGAAACAACCAUGAAGUUACAGUGCAUGACCUGAACAUAACAAAUCAUGAGCAAAAUGAAAGAAGUCCCCCAGAUCCUUGCAAUGAAGAUGGGAUUUUCAAUUACUUGCAUAACAUUCUCAAAACAGGUCUUCUUCUUAAAGAUUUCCAAGAUGCAAUUAAAGAGGGUGACAAAGGAAGAGUUGAAUACCUAUGGAAAUUUAUGAUGCUGUUGUUUAAAGUGAGUGGGAAGACAAAAUAUGCUUUGGCAGCUGUAAGGCUCUACGCACAACUUCAUGCACUACUAAAACCAAAAGAGGCCCAUUCUCUCCGCUGGAACCGUAAUGUAAAUCUCAAAGGUGGGGUGGGGAGAAACAUUGCAAUUGAUCAAGCCAUAGAGCAUUGUGUGAGAGACACGAAGCAGCUGAUGUAUGGCCAAGGUGCAAACCUUUCUUUCAAGGUGGCUCAGACCUACAGCAGGGCUAGUGACGAUGUCAAGUCCAUCAUGGCCAAUUUUGAUCAGACAACUAAUGUCCGCAGAGAGUCAACAAAACACAAAAGAGGGGAAGAUUCAGACAUCACUACCAUUGUCAACAUUUUAAAGGAAAUUGAAGCAUUUUGCGAAGUUCCUGGAAGAACACACCCUAAAGUUGGAUCCAUCCAUAAAGACCCCAUAUCUGUUCUUGACUUUGCAGACUUAAAUGCAUGGCUAACAAAGCACAAGAACAGCUGGAUNUGGAUCCAUCCAUAA